UAAGUGGCUCGCCGGGGGCUGACGAGUGCACCAUGGCGGCCGCUGCAGCCUCACCCGCGCUGAAGCGGCUGGAUCUGCGCGACCCUGCGGCUCUUUUCGAGACGCAUGGAGCGGAGGAGAUCCGCGGGCUGGAGCGCCAGGUUCGGGCCGAGAUCGAGCACAAGAAGGAGGAGCUGCGGCAGAUGGUGGGCGAACGGUACCGCGACCUGAUCGAGGCGGCCGACACCAUCGGCCAGAUGCGCCGCUGCGCCGUGGGGCUGGUGGACGCCGUGAAGGCCACUGACCAGUACUGCGCCCGCCUCCGCCAGGCCGGCUCGGCUGCACCCCGGACCCCGCGGCCCCCGCAGCCACAGCAGCCAUCCCAGGAGAAGUUCUACAGCAUGGCUGCCCAGAUCAAGCUACUCUUAGAAAUUCCUGAGAAGAUCUGGAGCUCGAUGGAAGCCUCUCAGUAUCUCCAUGCCACACAGCUCUACCUGCUCUGCUGCCACCUUCACAACCUGCUCCAGCUGGAUUCUUCUAGUUCCCGAUACAGUCCCGUCCUCUCCCGGUUUCCUAUACUCAUCCGGCAGGUGGCAGCUGCCAGCCACUUCCGGUCAACUAUUCUGCAUGAAAGCAAGAUGUUGCUCAAAUGCCAAGCCGUGUCUGACCAAGCUGUGGCCGAGGCCCUGUGCUCUAUAAUGCUGUUAGAAGAGAGUUCUCCUCGCCAAGCCCUCACAGACUUCCUGCUGGCCAGAAAGGCAACUAUUCAGAAACUUCUCAACCAGCCACACCAUGGUGCUGGUAUCAAGGCUCAGAUUUGCUCAUUAGUGGAGUUGCUGGCCACCACUCUGAAGCAAGCUCAUGCCCUUUUCUACACUUUGCCAGAAGGACUGCUGCCAGAUCCGGCCCUGCCAUGUGGCUUGCUCUUCUCUACUCUGGAGACCAUCACAGGCCAGCACCCUGCCGGAAAGGGCACUGGUGUCCUGCAGGAAGAGAUGAAACUCUGCAGCUGGUUUAAACACCUGCCGGCGUCCAUCGUCGAGUUCCAGCCAACACUUCGAACUCUUGCACAUCCCAUCAGCCAGGAAUACCUGAAAGACACACUGCAGAAAUGGAUCCACAUGUGUAAUGAAGACAUUAAAAAUGGGGUCACCAACCUGCUUAUGUACGUGAAGAGCAUGAAGGGCCUCGCGGGAAUCCGGGACGCUAUGUGGGAGUUACUCACCAAUGAGUCCACCAAUCACAGCUGGGAUGUGCUGUGUCGGCGGCUUCUGGAGAAGCCACUUUUGUUCUGGGAAGAUAUGAUGCAGCAACUGUUCCUUGACCGAUUACAGACUCUGACAAAGGAAGGCUUUGACUCUAUCUCCAGUAGCUCCAAGGAGCUCCUGGUUUCAGCUUUGCAGGAACUUGAAAGCAGCACCAGCAACUCCCCUUCAAAUAAGCACAUCCACUUUGAGUACAACAUGUCGCUCUUCCUCUGGUCCGAGAGUCCUAAUGACCUGCCUUCCGACGCAGCCUGGGUCAACGUGGCAAACCGGGGUCAGUUUGCCAGUAGCGGCCUCUCCAUGAAAGCACAAGCCAUUAGCCCUUGUGUACAGAACUUCUGUUCUGCCCUGGAUUCUAAGCUGAAGGUUAAACUAGAUGACCUCCUGGCUUACCUCCCCUCUGAUGACGCAUCACUGCCCAAGGACGUUUCUCCCACACAGGCCAAGAGCUCUGCUUUUGACAGAUACGCAGACGCAGGGACUGUGCAGGAGAUGCUGCGGACUCAGUCCGUGGCAUGCAUCAAGCACAUCGUGGACUGCAUCCGGGCAGAGCUGCAGAGCAUUGAAGAAGGUGUGCAAGGGCAACAGGAUGCCCUCAACAGUGCUAAGCUGCACUCAGUUCUUUUCAUGGCCAGACUCUGCCAGUCCCUGGGAGAGCUGUGCCCCCAUCUGAAGCAGUGCAUCCUGGGAAAAUCAGAGAGCUCGGAGAAACCAGCAAGGGAGCUUCGGGCUCUGAGAAAACAGGGAAAGGUGAAAACUCAGGAAAUCAUUCCUACACAGGCCAAGUGGCAAGAGGUUAAAGAAGUACUCCUCCAGCAGAGCGUGAUGGGCUACCGGGUCUGGAGCACUGCAGUUGUGAAAGUUUUGAUUCAUGGAUUCACCCAGUCAUUACUUCUAGAUGAUGCUGGCUCAGUCCUGGCCACAGCCACCAGCUGGGAUGAGCUAGAAAUUCAGGAGGAGGCAGAGUCUGGCAGCAGCGUCACAUCCAAGAUCCGACUCCCUGCACAGCCAUCCUGGUAUGUACAGUCCUUCCUGUUUAGUUUAUGCCAGGAAGUUAAUCGGGUUGGAGGCCAUGCCUUGCCAAAGGUGACAUUACAGGAGAUGCUGAAAAGCUGUAUGGUUCAAGUAGUAGCUGCCUAUGAGAAACUUUCCGAAGAAAAACAGAUUAAGAAAGAAGGUGCAUUUCCAGUCACCCAGAACCGGGCGCUGCAGCUGCUUUAUGAUCUGCGUUACCUCAACAUUGUUCUGACAGCCAAGGCUGACGAGGUGAAGAGUGGCCGGAGCAAGCCAGACUCCAGAAUUGAGAAAGUGACUGACCACCUGGAAGCCCUCAUUGAUCCAUUUGACCUGGACGUUUUCACACCACACCUUAACAGCAACCUUCAUCGCCUGGUGCAGCGAACUUCUGUUCUGUUUGGAUUGGUGACUGGUACAGAGAAUCAGCUCGCCCCCCGGAGCAGUACGUUCAACUCCCAAGAACCCCAUAACAUCAUGCCACUAGCGUCCAGUCAGAUCAGGUUUGGACUUCUCCCACUGAGCAUGACAAGCACUCGAAAGGCUAAAUCAACCAGAAACGUCGAAACAAAAGCCCAGGUUGUCCCCCCGGCACACUCCACAGCUGGUGACCCGACAAUUCCUGGCUCCUUGUUCAGACAGCUCGUCAGCGAAGAAGACAACACGUCUGCACCUUCAUUAUUCAAACUGGGCUGGCUCUCUAGUAUGACUAAGUAACAUGGCAACACGUCUGUCUCUCCCUAAAUAAAUACUACCACAUUAUUUCUUCUAAA
Rhinopithecus roxellana (golden snub-nosed monkey) is the source of this 3031-nucleotide messenger RNA. It is a transcript of the gene COG1, whose product is annotated as component of oligomeric golgi complex 1. The record is from RefSeq and is a predicted model, not a curated record. Gene Ontology annotation, cellular component: COG complex; Golgi apparatus. The transcript has 14 exons. Gene Ontology annotation, biological process: intra-Golgi vesicle-mediated transport. NCBI's taxonomy places the organism in Eukaryota, Metazoa, Chordata, Mammalia, Primates, Cercopithecidae. Bases 33 to 2975 code for a protein of 980 amino acids.